AUGUCAAAUGAUGAUACGUUAUCAUGUCGCUUUGUUUGUUCACAUGAUCUAUUUGAAGAUAUGACAGUUACAAAAAUUGCUCGACGAUUUCAAGAACUUACUGAACAAUUAUUUUUAAUAUAUUCUAAUAUUAAUCAAACUGAUAGUCUUGUUGCACCUAUUACUAAACUUAGUCUUAUUUUACCAGAAGAAGUUUAUGAAAUGGAUCAAAUAAUUUUUUGUCAACAACCAGAUACUAUGAAUGAAACACCAGCAUCAUAUGCUCAAGCACGUAUUUAG
Adineta steineri is the source of this 279-nucleotide messenger RNA. Lineage: Eukaryota; Metazoa; Rotifera; Eurotatoria; Adinetida; Adinetidae. The record is from the annotation of a GenBank genome assembly.